AUGGGGCUCACUCCCCCGGCCCCCUCCCCGGGGAAUGAACCGCAAGUUCCUCCCGCGUCAUCCUCAAUCAUGUUCAUCCAGUCACCUCCGGCUUUCGAACCGGAUACGGCUGCAGGAAAUGUAACGGCAUCCAUGGUGGGCCUGCAGCAGACUUCACCUCCGGAGACCCUGACUGCACAGUCGCAGCAAGAUAUGCAGGAGGAGAUGCAGACAGGUCCUGAGAGGGGGAAAGAGGAGCCGACCCAAGUGGCGUCUCCAGCAUCGGCGACGAGCGCGUUCAAUGAUGCAUGCGCAGCAACUGCUUCGCUGGAGAAUGCCUUGGACAGCCUUGUGAGUCAGCUGGGAAAUUCCUCCUUGACGUAUGAUAACGGUGUCCGCAUGAUGACAAACCUGAAGUCCUCAGAUAUUGCGCUGCGGCUCGAGGCAACCCAAGCAUACCGCAGGUCUCUUAGCAACCGACAGGAGGGAGCAGUUGUGAACACUGGGAGCACCUUAGGUACUACUCUGCCCAGCGGCGCGGAGUUGCGAAGCGGGCCCUUGUUGGACAUUUCUAUCGAUGAGUUCGUGGAAAUGAAUUUGGUGGCGCAUGUCAUUGAGUCAUUGCGCAUGCCGCACCCCCAUCUGCAGCUCGAGUCUAUAUUGCUGUUGCAGCGGCUUUGCCGCGGGACCUUCGCGCAGACUUUGCGUGUCGUCUCCUCGAGUCUGUUGGAUGCCGUUGUGGACAUUCUCAAGAAACUCACCCUUGAUUCGCCGGGCGUCGUCGAGCUACGCGUGGCUAUCUUUUCUUUCUUGACUAAGAUCGCCCUGGACUUCAAGCAUGGGAAGAACUUGUCUCUCGUGCGGAGGCCGCUAGUACUACCGGCUGUUCUCCGGUGUGCAAAUCUUCAUCCGGACGUUGAGGGCGUCCGGUGUGUAGAGGCUCUUGUUCACCCUCGUUUUUGCAGCGCAGAUAUGAAGUUGGCAGUGCUCAAAUUCCUCGUACGCGUCAUGGCGGAGUCAAAAGAUCCCGCAAGUCUUUCUCUGGCGUGCAAUGCAUGCGUGACUCUUUGCGACAGCCCAGAGGGCGUGUCUGCUGUCCUGGAGGCCAUGGCUAUGCCGCAUAUUAUGAAGCUGUUAUGUCACUCAGACGAAACUGUCGUGUUUGAUGCUCUUUCAAUUGCUGCGCGCAUUGCUUUCAUCGGCACGACGCAACAGAUCGACCUCGUUAUCGGCAUGGGAACUGUCAGCACCAUGGUUCAGGUGCUGACAGACCCCGCAGUCUCCAGCCCCAUGGCCAGGGCCAGGGCAUGCAACACUAUUGGGAACUUGGGGUGCGAGACGCCCACUCAAGUUCAGGCGAUUAUUGAUACUCAGGCUUUCCCGCUGUUGCUGGAGAUCUUUCAAGUGGACCCGGACUACAACACACGCAUUGAAGCAGCGUACGCUGUCUGCGCCUGCUUGUCACGAGCCAGCCCUCGGCAAGUAGGGGUUAUUGUGUGCUGCACAACACGCGCACCAUCCUUCCUGGAUCGUGGAAGGGGCACGUCGGGGGUGUAUUUUGCCCAGGAUCCCGAUGAGCCUUGCGUCUUAUCGUUGACUGGGUCGAAUCCGUGCUUACACUUGAUCGCCGACAUGCUAGAACUGGUGUCCCAAAGUGACCCAUCGAACAGUGGCAGUCUGAAGCUCUGCAAGGCAAUUUUAAGGGGGCUAGAGAACAUUCUAGAGGUAGGCGUUCAAGAGGGGAAGUCUUUGGAUCUACCUGAAAAUCCAUACGCCCGCCUCUUCCAAGCGGUUCAGGGAGAUGUCAAGUUAGCUAGGAUGAGGUACUUUCCUGAUUACAACGUGGCUACUAAGGCGCAUAGUAUCUUGCAGUACUUCACAACGCUUUCAUCGCGAGCCAUAAAAGCUUGA
This is a messenger RNA of Eimeria maxima, 1890 nucleotides long. Its product is annotated as Importin subunit alpha, related. Gene Ontology annotation, cellular component: nucleus. Gene Ontology annotation, biological process: NLS-bearing protein import into nucleus. Gene Ontology annotation, molecular function: nuclear import signal receptor activity; protein binding. The coding region runs from base 1 to 1890 and encodes 629 amino acids. The record is from RefSeq and is a predicted model, not a curated record. Lineage: Eukaryota; Apicomplexa; Conoidasida; Eucoccidiorida; Eimeriidae. The transcript is spliced from 3 exons.